AUGAGGCUGCCAGGGCAGAUCAGGGCUGCUGGGGACUUUGAGCACGGGGGUCUAAUCAUUGUCCCACUGCCUGGAGAGAUCUGUGUUCCCAGGUCACUGACUCACCUCCUCUCCUCCCCUCUCUCCUCUCCCUCUCCAGGCUCCCUGGUCCAGGCAGCAUCACUGAGUCAGCCAUCCUCCAUGUCAGCCAGUGUGGGAGUGACCAUCAAAAUCACCUGCUCUGGGAGUAGCUACAGCAACUAUGCCUGGUUCCAGCAGAAGGUCCCUGGCAGUGCCCCUGUCACUGUGGUCUACUACAAUGACAAGAGACCCUCGGACAUCCCUUUGUGAUUCUCCAGAUCCACAUCCGGGACCACAGCCACGUUAACCAUCACCGGGGUCCAAGCCGAGGAUGAGGCUGUCUAUUUCUGUGGUGGCAGGGACAGCAGUGGUGCUGGUUCCCUGGUCCAGGCAGCAGCAGUUAUUCAGCCAUCCUGGAUGUCAGCAAACAUGCGAGCGAUUGUUGGGAUCACCUGCUCUGGGGCUAGCAGCGGCUGGCAUGGCUGGUACCAGCAGAAGGUCCCUGGCAGUGCCCCUGUUACUGUGAUCUACUACAAUGACAAGAGACCCUCGGACAUCCCUUCGCGAUUCUCCGGAUCCAGCUUUCGUUUCUCGAACACGUUAACCAUCACUGGGGUCCAAGCCGAGGAUGAGGCUGUCUAUUUCUGUGGUGGCUGGUACAGCAGCAGUGAUGCUGCUACAGUUGCACAGUGGUUUGUUGAUGUGAUACAAAAACCUACCACGGCAGAUUUCUGUGAGGAUUCCCUGCAUUCCAGUAUCAAGCAUCAGGAUAGAGCUGCCUGCCUUACUGAACCUCUUUUCCUGUCUCCUUCUCCCCUGGUCCAGGCAGUAUUGCUGAGUCAGCCAUCCUUGGUGUCAGCUAACCUCAGAGAAACCACAAAGAUCCGUCUCUCUGGGCUUAGCAGUAGCUAGACUUAUGCUGGCUGGUCCAGGCAAAGAGUACCUGGCAGUGCCUGUCACUAGAGCAACAUACCCUCGAGCAUCCAUUUGCAAUUUUCUUUGUCUGCCUUCACGGCCAAAGGAGCAGCAUGGAAAGGCAGAGGCAGGUCUGGGAAGGGUGGUGUGGAGAGGUCUGUGCAGAUGUGUGAGGCUGGCCAGGCUGGGCACUUGCCCUUGUGCUCCAAGGGCUUCAGGAUGCAGAGCCCUUCUGCUCCAUGUGGUGCUGCUGACAAGGGGGAGAGUCACUGGUGCUGAGGCAGUGCCUGCAUUGAGGCUGUUGUGGCACCUCAGCACUGGUGGGGGACCAUGGGCUUGGCUGGGGUGCUGCAGGUGCACAGCCCUGUGCAGAAGUCCCUGCAUGGGAAGGGAGUGGCUGGAAGAGCUGAUCUUUGCUAAGACUGAGGGGCCUUUGCCCACACACCUCAAUCCAGCUGAGCAUAGUCCUGUGGCUCCUGAGAUACACCAGCUUCUAAGAUACACCAUCUGUGCUUGCAGCAGGACCUGUUUUUCCCAACUAAGUGCCCAAGGGAGCAGGUGGCCUGGAGUUAUCUUGCUGCAUUGGUGGGCAAGAAAGAGAGGAAGAAGUGGGACAGAAGCUGUCAGGAGAUGUUGGGGGACACAUUUCUAUGGAGGGCCUGUGUCAGGUAGGCAGGCACAUAAGAGGAUGUUGGGUGCCACAGCACAGCCCCAUCAGUGUGACAUCAUGAAGCUGGUGGGAUCACACUGGAGCCUGGGCAGCUCCUCUCCUCGCAGUGCUCACCACAGCUCAGGUGCCAUGGCCAGACUUGCUGAGUCAGGAUGUGGCCUUUGGGCACAGGGACCCCAUCCUGCUGCCCAGGCAGGCCUGUGCUCCUGGGACACUGACUGACCCCUGUCUUCUCCCCUCUCUUCUCUUCCUCUCCAGGUUCCCUGGUCCAGGCAGCAGUGACUCAGCAGCCAUCCGAGAUGAAGGCCAAGGUGGGAGACACGGUCAGGAUCACCUGCUCUGGUAGCAGCUACAGCUAUGGC
This is a messenger RNA of Vidua chalybeata, 2007 nucleotides long. RefSeq lists its product as uncharacterized. The record is from RefSeq and is a predicted model, not a curated record. Lineage: Eukaryota; Metazoa; Chordata; Aves; Passeriformes; Viduidae. Gene Ontology annotation, biological process: immune response; immunoglobulin production. The transcript has 4 exons.